Erigeron canadensis is the source of this 933-nucleotide messenger RNA. RefSeq lists its product as uncharacterized. The record is from RefSeq and is a predicted model, not a curated record. NCBI's taxonomy places the organism in Eukaryota, Viridiplantae, Streptophyta, Magnoliopsida, Asterales, Asteraceae. Bases 1 to 933 code for a protein of 310 amino acids. The transcript has 2 exons.
AUGGCCAAAAGCGACUUUAGAAAGAAUGAAAUGAUGUUUGUGGAAGUUACGGGUGAAGGAGUUAAAUGUGUCGAGGCGGUCAAAGUUAAUGGUGAGGGCUUGCAUAAUUUGAUCAAAGGGGUGGUUGGAGAUGGGAAGGAAAUUAGAUUUUUGCUUGAUAAUUGGGUCACCUGCGAUCCGCUCAAAGCUAAAUUCCCUUUAUUGUUCAAUUUGGAAAAGGAUGAGAGAGUAUGUGUGAAUGACCGGUUUAGUGUUGAUGUUGGAAAAUUUGAUGGGCUCUGGCAAUGGGCCAGACGAUUGGUAAACAGAGGGGAACUAAUGGAAAUUGAAGAGCUGAACAAUCUGUUGGAAGGCAUCACGACUGGGAACAAACCCGACAAAUGGCUCUGGUUGGGUGGAAAGGACAACUUGAUGACAGUCAGGGACGUCAAGCCCUCUUUACUCGGGAAUAAGGACUUUAGUAACGGGUAUGUGGUCGUGUGGUGCAAAUGGAUCCCCAAAAAAUGUAAUUUAUUUAUGUGGAGGGCGGCUAUGGAUCGUAUUCCUACUAAGCUUGCACUUAAAGCUCGUGAUUGCUUUUCAAAUCACUUGACUUGUGUUCUUUGCGGGGAUGGUGGGGAAUCUAUUGAUCAUCUUUUUUGUGAAUGUGGCAUGGCUGCGAGAAUUUGGCACGCCAUUAGCAGUUGGUGCAAUAUUCCACCAUUUUUUAUCUUCAGCAUCAAAGAUCUCCUUGAGUUCCAUGAGAUCCUGGGGAAGAACAAAACAAAGAAGAAUGCGCUAAAAGGAAUUAUUAUGAUCUCCUGUUGGUAUAUAUGGAAGUCGAGAAACGAAAUUAUCUUUAAUAACUUUAGUGUUAGCGCUACGGAAAUUAUACAAAACAUUAAGUCAUUAGGUUUUUUAUGGUAUAAAGUAGAGGAAAACAUCAUAGUAUGA